AUUUGAGACUAAAGCAAGUCGCGCUUUAACUAAACUAUCGUCAUCAUCAUCAUCAUCAUUAUCAUUAUCAUCAUCGUCAUUGGCGUCAUUAUCAUCAUCGUAAUCGUCGUCGUUAUUAGCCCAACAUACUUCCGAGUCAAGAACAAUUUUUUAGCCAGUCCUCUUCGUUAUUUUUUGCGCCCAUCGGCGGACAACUUGCCUCUUUUUUUUUUUUUUCCUUCUUCUUUAAUAAAUGCGAACAUUUAUAUAACAAUAAAAACGUAUAUACAUACAUAUACAUAUACUGUGUUAGUGCAUUUGUGUUCGAGCCUAGGCUGUCGUUUGCUAGCAUUGCAAUUGUGUCUAUGUGUAUGAGUGUGUGAAUUAAAGAACCUUUGGCCAAAAGAAUCGAAGCUAGUUUCGCAAUUCUUAGGCCACAUUUCGGACAAUUUAGUUUUGAACUCGCUUCGAAUCGGUUCAUCUUACGGAUAAUACACUUGUACCGAGAGAGCAUCAACUUAAUUACUAAACAUAAUUUUGGGCGCUGUGGAAUUUAUUUUGCUCUUUGAAAACAUUCAAAUCAGAAAAACGAGGGGAAUAUAAAUUGUGCUGCUUUCAAAAAAAAAAACGUUUCUUAGACACAAACAAAAAAAAAACAAUUUUUUAUUUUUAAAAUGAACAAAAUAUUGAUUUGUCUUCUAAGUUUAGUCGCCCUAUCAACAGGUCAACGCAUUACCACCAUACACCUGGAUGGCGUGCAAUACUUUAUCAGUCGCAUGAAUCCUUAUUCACCGGAAUUGAAUUAUUUUCUAGCUUAUCAGUAUUGUCGUUCCUUAGGCCUGCAAUUGGCUUCGUUCGAAACAAAGGAAAAAGCUGAAUCGAUGACCAUGUAUUUGAAAAAUGCAGGUUAUGGUAAUUAUGACUUCUGGACUUCGGGUAAUCGGUUGGGUACGGGCAUGUUCCUUUGGAUGAGCACUGGCUUACCGUUCAAUGCUACAUUCGACUUUUUCGAAAACAGCGCAGAUGCUGUACAGGCUGGCCUCCUGGAUCCUGUGGAUCACAAUAGCAAUACUGCCCCUCAACGAACUGCCCGCGAUAGUAGCAGCGGCGCCGAAAAAGGUUGCGUCAUACUAAAACAGCCUACUCUGAAAUGGAUGCCCGAGGAUUGUUCGGCUGUUAAAGACUUCAUAUGCGAACAAACUCGCUGCUAUUAUUAUAAUUAUGGCAGUAUUCCUGUAUCAUCAGCGCAGGGGCGCCCCAUUACAACAACCACGCCUCGCAGUGCCGACGACGUUUUAAGACAGACUGAAUUUAGAACGACCACCGUGUUUAGUACCACAACCACGACUUCACCAUUGCCUUUGUUAAUAUCUUCCUUCGGCAACGUAAACAAAAAGCUUAAUCAACCUUCGUAUGUUUCUUUAAAAUUGGAUCAAGAACGUGCUUUAAAUUCGAUCGGGAUGACGUCAGAUUCGCAAAAUAUUGAAGAAAACGACGAAAACGAACACGAAAUCGCAGAUGACGGAGAAGAGCAGCAGGAACGACACAAUAGCGAGAUUAAUCAAAUUGAUGAAAUGCAGGCCCAUGACGAUGUAGAUGACCAUGAGGAGGAUAGCAUUGAACAAGAGGAUGCCGUCAAUACUCAAGAAAAUGUAGAAGUUGCGUAUAAUGAUAGGGAUUUAGAGGAUUUAUCUGAGAGGGAAGAGGAAGACGAAGAAUUACCUUUGAGCAAUAAUGCAAAAACUCCUAAAGCGAAACCAAUUUCUUCGUCCUCUUUAGAAGAUGCAUCUAGCGAAGCUAAUGUCCAUAAUACCAUAUCGCACGAAUCGUAUGAAGCGACGAAUACAGAUGAAAUGCCUAGUGUUGAAGUUCGCCUUAAGCAGAUAUCGCAAGAGGUCGAGAAACAAGCCCACAACGAGAACAGGCACAUUCCUUCAUUAUCGAGCGAUCUUGAGGAUGUUGGCCAUCAAUCUUUUCUCUCGCUAACCGAUUUAAUUCGCACUUUACGCCCGAACGAUAAACAGAUUAUACCACAAAUUGAUUCAGACUAUUCAAAUGCUAUGAGAGUCUUGGGCGAAAAAUCUAUAGCAGUUAGUAAUGAUCAUCAACAACACCAACAACAACAACAAAAACAACAUCAAUAGUUUUCCAUCUGCACUUUAUAAAAAGAUUUUUUUUUUUUUUUUAUAAUUAAAGUUUAAGUGCCAAGAGUUACAAAAGCAAACAUCUUUUUUAUGAAAGCGGCUUUUU
Molecule: messenger RNA, 2229 nt
Organism: Glossina fuscipes
Lineage: Eukaryota; Metazoa; Arthropoda; Insecta; Diptera; Glossinidae
Gene: nw
Exons: 4
Coding region: 654-2123 (489 amino acids)
Biological process (GO): biological process involved in interspecies interaction between organisms
Cellular component (GO): external side of plasma membrane
Molecular function (GO): carbohydrate binding
Source: RefSeq, a predicted model, not a curated record